AUGUCCGAUUACCGAGAGAGCGGAGCCAAGAAGACUGGCCGUCGCCACUUGCUGCAUGCAGUCGUGACUCACGACUCAGCCUUCUUCACCACCUUCGCCGCACUCGCAUUCCUGGCCUCCGCCGUCAACGGCGUCACGAUGCUGCGCCAGGCAGAGCAAGGCAGCAGCACCAGUAGCAGCUGCACCCUCUCCGGCACCUAUAAGUCCGGCACCGACAUAUCGUCCUGCAGCUCCGUCACCAUCGGGUCCUCGACGGCCAGGGGCCAGUCGAUCACCCGCCCCGUGUUCUUCCGUCUGCACGGCGUGUCGGACUCGGUGCUCUCGGGCUUCACGCUCAAAAACUCGCCCUACCGCACCUUCAGCAUCGUCAACUGCGAGUCCACCGCCAUCAGCGGGCUCACGCUCGACUCGCGCGCUGGCAACGGCAUCGCCAAGAACACCGACGGCUUCGACCUGACCAAUAACGACCACGUCACCAUCACGGGCAACAAAAUCUACAACCAGGACGACUGUCUGGCCAUGCAGUCCAGCACCAACACGGUCUUCAGCAACAACUACUGCUGCGGCGGCACGGCAUCUCCAUCGGCUCGCUCGGAGGCAACGCCGUGGACCAGUCGGCAACAGGGCAACACGAUCGAGGACAGCGACAACGGCAUCCGCAUCAAGACCAUCAUCGGCAUGAAGGGCCUCGUCUCGGACGUCAAGUACUCCAACAACAAGCUCUCGAACGUCAAGAACGCCAUCGUCAUGCACUCGGACUACAGCAAGUCCAAGGGCGGCUACACGGGCUCCCCCACGAGCGCCGUGACGAUUGAGGGCGUGACGAUCUCCGGCCUCAAGGGCUCGGCCACCAACCUGU
Phytophthora sojae is the source of this 859-nucleotide messenger RNA. Its product is annotated as polygalacturonase. Gene Ontology annotation, cellular component: extracellular region. The record is from RefSeq and is a predicted model, not a curated record. The transcript has 4 exons. The annotation marks the transcript as partial. Gene Ontology annotation, biological process: pectin catabolic process. Lineage: Eukaryota; Oomycota; Peronosporomycetes; Peronosporales; Peronosporaceae. Gene Ontology annotation, molecular function: polygalacturonase activity.